Branchiostoma belcheri (Belcher's lancelet) is the source of this 4323-nucleotide messenger RNA. RefSeq names its product filamin-C-like. Bases 91 to 3345 code for a protein of 1084 amino acids. Gene Ontology annotation, molecular function: actin filament binding. The transcript is spliced from 20 exons. The record is from RefSeq and is a predicted model, not a curated record. Lineage: Eukaryota; Metazoa; Chordata; Leptocardii; Amphioxiformes; Branchiostomatidae. Gene Ontology annotation, biological process: actin cytoskeleton organization.
GGAAGUCCCUUUGGCAUUUCCGCCUAUGACGUCGACAAAAUCAAUGUACGGAGUACGACAUAUCAGGCCAAACUUGGGCAACCUGCUAGGAUGCAAGUCGACACAGGGACGGCAGGAGACGGGUCACUACAGGCCCGCGUAGAGGCGGAGAACACAGACGUGCCCUGUAGUGUAGAGAAAGACGACGUGUCCCACUACACCAUCGCCUUCACACCUAAAAUUGCUGUCAAACACUUCAUCUUUGUCAAGUUCAACGAGACACCUCUAAAAGGGAGUCCGUUUAAGAUUGACGUGUCGGACCCCACCAGUGUGGCGGUGUCCGGGGCGGGGCUGGGGAUCGUUCCUGUCGGCCACGUCACUAACUUCGCCGUGGACACGGCACGGGCCGGGCUCGGCAGGGGAGGGGUGGACGUCAAAAUAUCAAAUGAUCAGGGCCAGCUGGUGCCAUGUGAUGUGACGGAGGAGAAGCAGGGACUGUACAAGUGUAGUUAUACACCACACAAAUCAGGUUCGCACAGGAUAGAGGUGUGGUAUGACGGAUCAGAAGCAGUGGGAAGUCCGUACAUAUCUGAGGCGUUCGACGUCACAAAAGUACAUCUCGUCAACAGGCACCGUCUGGUCGUCGGCAAAGAAGCUUCGGUUGAAGUUGACGCCAGCCGAGCAGGAAGGGGAAACAUAGACGUGAACGUGACGACGACAGGCAGGCGGGUGCCGUCCAGCGUGGCCAGGAGCCCGUCACAGACAGGCGUCUACACCGUCACGUUCUUCCCCGAGAUCCAGGGUCCGCACGACAUACAGGUUCUCUUCAACGGGAUUCCCGUACAAGGAAGCCCGUUCCGAGUGAACGUGCUGGACCCUGGCAGAGUGACGGCCUUCGGCUCAGGGAUCCAGUCCGUACCCAUCAACAGACAAGCGCACUUCACAGUAGACCCUAACGGUGAACAUAGAGGCACCGUUACUGCCACAAUUAAUGCCCCUAGCGGUAGAAGAGUGCCCUGCACCAUCGCCCCGACGUAUGACGGGACGUAUGCCAUUCAGUACCUCCCGACAGAAGUAGGUCAGCAUAGGAUAGACGUGAACUUUUCCGAUCAUCCAAUCAGCGGCAGCCCUUUCUACUGUAACGUGUAUGAUGUGUCAAAGGUCACGGUCAGUAAACUUCCGGGAGUGGGGUACGAAGGCAGGGAAAUCAGGUUUCAAGUUGAUACAGGCCAUGCGGGUAUGGGGACAGUAGACGUGGAGGUGACGUGUGAAGGAAACAGAAUUCCACACUACAUGAGCUCCAGAGAGGCGCCCAGGCUUUAUAACGUAGGCUUCAUGCCGGAGGACGUGGGGGUGCACAAAAUCACUAUCACAUUCAACCAGGAACCUGUGCCCGGGAGCCCAUUCUUUGUUGACGUCCGGGACAGCGGACACCCAAGGGCGCCGCCGCGGCGCUCCAAAACGUUCUCGGUGGGGGAGAAACACAACGACACGAGGGCCAUGGUCGUCAAGCCGGUCGUCUCCAAACCCAUCGUGGAGACGGUAGACGUCGGAGUUGGUUCGUUAAAUAUCCGUACUCUCCAAGCACAGGUCAUCACGGAGGAGGAGUUCACGAAGCUGAAGAAGAUCAUCGUCGGCGCGAAAGGCGGGAAGGCGAAGGCCACGGCUAGCGGGGAGGGGCUGUACAGGUGCUUCCAGAACACCCCUGCACAGUUCAUAGUCGAGACCACAGACGGCAAAUCAGACAGACUAGAUGUCAAAAUCAACGGCCCCAACACGAUAGCCAAACACAAGAUCCAGCAGGACGGCAGCAGAUUCUACGUCAGCUUUACUCCAGUGGAGGUCGGGAUCUUCGACAUAUACGUCGGGUACGACGGGACAGAAAUAGACGGGAGCCCUUUCCACCCAGUGGUUGUCAACCCCUCCAAAGUCCAGCUGCUGGGAGAACUGCGCAGGUUACUUGACAAGAAGGGUAGGAUCCUUCUCUUCAUCCGGGAAACUUGCUUCAUCCUGUUGGACACGGCGGAGGCGGGGCCGGGCAAGGUCAAGGCGUCAGUGCAGGGGCCUUCCCGUCAGACACCGGUGCAGGUGGGCCAGGAAAAUGGCGGCAAGCAGAGAAUAAGUUUCGUCCCGGAAGAAGAAGGAAAACAUCUGAUAGAAAUUCUCUUCUCUGACGCACACAUUCCGUCAUCACCUAUCUAUGGUCUGGCCAAGAAAAGGACCAGUGCACUUCCGGUGGACCAUACCAAAGUGGUGGUGUGGGGGGAGGGCCUCAGGAAGGCACAGGUCGCGCGGACAUCAGAGUUUACACUGGAUGGGUCUCAAGCUGGGAAAGGUACUCCCAGUUGUAUCCUGAAUGGACUAAAGGCGGACGUUCCAGUCAGGAUAGAGGAGAUAAGGGACAGGAAAAAUACAUUCAAGGCGACGUACAAACCCGACAUACCAGGAUCCUACUUGUUAAACAUCACGUGGUCUGGGAAGAAGAUUAACGGAGCCCCGUUCAAAGUGUCGGUGACGAAACCUAUCGACGCUACCAAGGUGGUGUUCUCGGGGCUGAAGUGGGGGUUCGGCGGGCAGGCGCUCAGGGCUACCGUCGACAUCAGGAAAGCUGGCAGAGGAGGAAAGUUAGCGGCCAGGUGUUUAGGCCCGUCGAAGCCUGCCCGAGUGGACCUGACGGACAACUUUAACGGAACCUUCCUCUUGUGUCUCCAUCCUGUAGAGAAAGGCAAACACAAACUCGAGAUCAAAUACGACGGAACCUACAUUCCUGGGAGCCCUUUCAUCGUCAACAUUGUAGGUUACCCUGACCCGGCUAAAGUGAAAGCGUUCGGCCCGGGACUGUCUAACGGCGUGCUGGGCAGGUUCAUGGGUGAGUUCGUGUGUGAGACGGUGGAGGCGGGGCCAGGCCAGCUCAAGGUGCGGGUACAUGGACCGAAAGGUGCCUUCAACGUUCAGAUGACGCCAACGGGGCCCAAAGGCCGGACCGUCAUUGUCCGUUACGAUCCUACUGAGCCUGGCGAGUACGAAAUAGACGUGAAGUGGUCGGAAAUCCACGUUCCGGGCAGCCCGUUCCGUAUCAUCCUCGUGGAGUCAGAAGAAGAGUUACAGGACUUGGAGCUGGAAGCCCGCGCGGCGUCCAACCCGUCAAUCAGGAGAUCUCAGUCGGGAGACUCCAUCGCAUUGGACGCUGACCUGGAGGAGGAGGGGCCAGAGAAGACGUCAGCGACACUGACAGCCAAUGAGUGGCCGAGGAUGCGGUAUGUGGGAAGGGCCAUCAGAAGGUCAACGUCUGAGAGGCUGUUGCAGAGGCCAACGAGAACGAGAAAGUUUUCAUUCAAAAAGGCUUUUAGUAAGCCUAAAAUGUGAGGAAGGCACACAUCCAUGAAGACCGUCGUUUGCUUGCGUGUGUACCAAGGAAAACUUUUCUCAUGAUACGUGUGUUUUAAUGUGACAGAGGAAAACAAAAUGGACUACAGACCUUAACUCAUCAUUAAGAGUCUGACUAAGUCUUUUAUCAGUAUUGCAUCUCAUGUUUCACGUAUGAGAAAGAAUUAAUAUGUAUACUCUUAAAGGCAUUUGUCAAUGGGCAACUGGAGAAGUAGACUGGUAUAUACUGUCCUUUUUGUACAAAAGACGUUUGUAUCAAAUCUUUUUUAGUAAUGCUGGAUGAAAUGUAAGUCCCCAUCGAGUUAGCUUUCAAGAUAGUAAUGAUGAUGAUUAUGAAUAUCAGUCCCCUCUAUGUUGGCAUUGACAUGUGCAUAUAUAACUCACAGGCGGUGACGCAUUGAAACCGCCUCUAACAAGGGCUCGUGUACAUUAAACGUGUAGCUACCACUUAUCAACUUUGUAACGUGAAAAAUUACUAAUGUCAUUCUUAAUGUUGUAAAGUUUCUAGGAUGUGAAUACUUAUGACUUUUAAUAUGUUUUUAAGUUACAUACAUUUAUCUAUAUUUGCGUGUCCAAGUUGCUAGAAGCUUAUAUGUGCAGUAUUUUCCACUAGUGUAAGAUUUCGUUUAAGUUCAUUGCUAACUUCAUCAGUGUUAAAGAACAAUUAUCUUUGUAUGUUUCGCUUGAAAGUCACUUGUAGCAUUCUAUAUCAUGUGCAUAAGUAUGUCGCCGUGACAGAAACAUGUACUAUGUUCAUUUACUAGGUUCUUGUAAAAAUUGGUCAACUUAUUCUGUUGUACAUAGUGUUUUAGAAGUUUUAGAUAAACUGUAUAACCAUAUAUGUAGUAAGUCUAAUGGUGUGAAAGUUUUAAGAUAUAUUUAGGAAUCGAGUACAUAUAGAUUUCAUUCAGAAUGUCACAGAGGCCAAAUUGACAGACAUUUUUGGGUCCAUGUUAG